Arachis stenosperma is the source of this 3207-nucleotide messenger RNA. RefSeq names its product probable E3 ubiquitin-protein ligase RZFP34. Bases 2025 to 2963 code for a protein of 312 amino acids. Gene Ontology annotation, biological process: protein ubiquitination; ubiquitin-dependent protein catabolic process. Gene Ontology annotation, cellular component: nucleus. The transcript has 12 exons. Lineage: Eukaryota; Viridiplantae; Streptophyta; Magnoliopsida; Fabales; Fabaceae. Gene Ontology annotation, molecular function: ubiquitin protein ligase activity; zinc ion binding. The record is from RefSeq and is a predicted model, not a curated record.
CUCUCGAAAGAAAAAACUAGGUCUAUAAAUAGAGCUUGGAUUUUCGAUCCUUCUCAUUUCAGGGGGAAAAAAGCGAUUUGUUCGAAGGUUCGAAUUGGAGCACAGGAAAAAAAGUUUUAAGAAAACCGUCGUUGAUCGAUUGUUAACGCCGAUCACCCGUUCGGGAGCUGAAAGUUCGUUGUUGUUUUCUGUCAAAUUCUAUUGCUGAUUCAUUGAAUUUCAAUUAUUUCAUCUGUGUUUACUCCUCUGUCACUUGUUUUGUGUAUUAUUUGCGUUAUUUUCUGUAGGUAACGUGCAUGUUUCUUUUCUCUCUCUAAUUUUUGUAUGCUGUUCUGUUUGAGGUUCUGAUUCUAAAUAAUGCGAGUCGUGAAUUCUGUGAAAUUUUAGAUUUUUAGCUGUUGCUUGUGUUGGUUGUGACAUGAUCAACUCUAUUUAGCUGACUACCAUGUUGUGCUCUGCGGUUAAGAUACUCGUUUAUGAUCUUAGAAGCUAUUACUUUUACUUAGUGAGAUGGAGAGUGACAUUUUUUAGUGGUAGUCAAUGACGUAAUUCUAUAGGAUAUUACGUUUGGAAUAAGCACCUUCAACAUUGUGAAAGGAGAGGAACAUUAAGGGAGGUUUGAGCUUUCAAGGCUUAUUUAUAAGAAGUAUAUGUGUUUAAAUUAUUCAGGUUAAGAUAGUUGGGAAUCUUAUAUAAAGAAUAGGGAUAUAUGUGAGACAGUGAAAGGUUGAGAGGUUAACAAUUUAGGAGGAUCAACUUGGAUGAGUGAUUUGGCAUGUUCUGUUCCGUUUGGAAAUGCCCAAAUCGUGGUUUGGGCUCAAGGCUUUGCUCUGACCAUGGUUUUGGAGUUUCAGACGGAAAUCCGAACAUGUUUUGUUAGUUUAGAAAGCUUCGAUGAAGAAGUUUUUUGCAGGGAAAUGCAGUUUGCAAGAAAGUGAAGCACCCAGUUGCAGAUACUAGGACUUGCAGGGACACUGGUAGUUAUUAUUUUGAAGGGGUGAGUGGCGAUUAGAUCUUUGUUGCUUUAGCCAUGUUGUGAGAUGCCGCUUGUAAUCUGUUGUGAGAUGCAGCUUGAAGCCUUAUAGCCGUGUCCUUAUACUUAUGCUACCUUAUGGUUCGUUAUAUGCUACACGAGUUCGAUACAGCUUGAAGCCAGUUUUGAUGAUGUGAAGUUUGUAACUGGAGCUCGCCUUUCGCCUGAUCUGUAGAAACUAUCCUAUUGUUUCUCUGCCCCACCCACAAUUAAUAGUAAAAAGGUUGGCUUGAUGCUACGCCCAUUGUUUGACCUCACAUUUGAAUAGUUGACCUGCUCUCUUCCGUGCCAAUCUUCCUUCUUUCUUCUUCCAGCCUUCAUUUUUGUCUAGGCUAGUAGAAGAAACGACCCUGCUGCUGCACCCCCAAUAUGGAUAACCUACCCUUGGUUAUUGUCUUGGCAGUGAACGAGUUCUUCAGUGUCAACUGCCAAGUGACCUAGCUAACUAUGUAACGAAGAGAAAAUUUCUAAUAAGACAAGGAAUCCACCAAGGUGCUGGAGAUAUGAAGUUCUGUUAGGUAAUUGCUAUUGUUAAGUGUCUGUUCAGGUAGGAUUAUCUGUUCAGGUGGAAUCCAAUACACUUCUGCCUAUUAAGGUUGGAGUAUCUAUUGGUUGGCUCAACUAUAGUUGGAUUUGGUUCUGGGACUGGGACUCGAGAGUUCUUCAAGAAAUCAAGUGAUCAUUCUGCUGUUGGUUUCUAUUUACAUCUGGCAGCUGCAAGUUUCCCAGUGCCAACUUAUAGUAAUAUAUGGAAUUCUUGUAGAUAGACUAAUUUUCAAUUGCUGAUUGGAGCUGCAUGAUUCAAUUUGUGUUGUUGUUGGUCCGCGGCAGUGUAGAAGAAAGCAACAAUACAUUCGGUGUUUACCUGGCUUGAUGGGGUGACUGAGUAUGCCUUUAGAAGUUUUAGGAUUAUUUCUAAACAUGUCCCUACAUGCAGGUCCCUAAGCUCACUCACUGCUUCUAGAUAUUUGGUAAUAUUAUCCGAGGUAUAAUGGGAGAGGUGGCAGUAAUGCGCUCUGAGCCACUGCAGUUUGAGUGCAAUGAUAUGAAGCAUCUGACAGAGGGAGACGCUUAUGCCACAGAAUCAAAUGCAGAGAUUGAUCAUAGGGAAGAAUCCAGCCAAUCAACUGAUCAUGAAAAGACUAAUGACUUGCGUGAGAAAGGAUACAUGGAGUACGGAUGUCAACAUUACCGGAGAAGAUGCUGUAUCAGGGCCCCUUGUUGCAAUGAGGUUUUUGAUUGCCGCCACUGUCACAAUGAAGCAAAAAAUGAUAUCAGCAUUGACCAGAAACUUAGACAUGACAUUCCGCGCCACCAAGUCAAACAGGUGAUAUGUUCACUUUGUGGGACAGAACAAGAGGUGCAGCAGAACUGUAUCAAUUGUGGUGUAUGUAUGGGCAAAUACUUCUGUGAAACAUGCAAGCUCUUUGAUGAUGAUGUAUCGAAGCAACAAUAUCAUUGCGAUGGAUGUGGAAUUUGCAGAACUGGAGGACGUGAGAAUUUCUUCCACUGCUACAAGUGUGGUUGUUGCUAUUCAAUCCUGCUAAAAGACGGUCACCCUUGCAUUGAAGGAGCAAUGCAUCAUGAUUGCCCCGUUUGUUUUGAGUAUUUGUUUGAAUCCAGAAAUGAUGUCACUGUUAUGCCCUGUGGACAUACAAUCCAUAAGAGCUGCUUGAAGGAAAUGGGAGAACAUCACAAAUAUGCAUGCCCUCUGUGCUCAAAGUCGGUGUGCGAUAUGUCGAAGGUUUGGGAGAAAUUUGACUUGGAGAUGGCUGCUAUAUCGAUGCCUGAACCAUAUCAGAAUAAAAUGGUUUGGAUCUUGUGCAAUGAUUGUUGCAAAACAUCUCGAGUUCAGUUCCAUUUUGUGGCUCAAAAAUGCUUGAACUGCAAAUCCUACAACACACGACAGAUCCGAGGCCGAGACUGCUGAAGCAAGUGUGGGUAUAUUUUGAGUUGGAAGUCUAAAUCUGAUUUCACUGGAGAGUCCUGUGAACUCAAAAAUGUCAAGUGAAGAAGUAAUGCACUUUGUGGGAAUUGGAAAACUGCAUGCUGAUCCAAUAUUCAAUAGGAAGGACAAGUUUAUGCCUAGGGGAAUGAUCCGAGUCAGAUAAUUUGUUUACUAAUAGUGUCGUGUUGGAAGAGAGAGGAGGGGGGGGGGGGGUUUCAGGUUGUAG